GGAGCACAGAGGUAGAUGGGGAGGAGAAUGUUCAUCCGGGAAACACGACUGACCCUCUCAACGUGACCCUUUAAAAUCGCAAAUAUGGCGGAGCCCUCCUGUGGGGAUUCGAGUCCAGGAGUCUCGACCGGAUCGGACAACAUAGAUUUCGAUCCUUCACCUGAUAUGUUAGUCCAUGAUUACGACGAUGAAAGGACACUUGAGGAGGAGGAGAUGAUGGAGGAGGGAGAGACCAACUUUAGGAAUGAGAUAGAGGACCUGGCCAGGGAGGGAGAAAUGCCCAUUCAAGAGCUCUUAAAUCUCUAUGGUUAUGGGAAUGCUGUCUCCCUGGAAGAAGAGGAUGAGGAAGAAGAAGAAGAUGAGGAGGAGGAGGAGGAAGAUCCUGAAGAUGAAGAUGACGAUGAAGCAGAAGAUAUUGUUAAUGAUGAGAGCAGUAGAGGUGCUGCAGAACCGAAAAGGAAUAAGGAGGAGAGAAACAUGUCUGCAGGUCAAGUUGAGGAGUACGGACCCUCCACUGAUGGCUGCACUCAUUCUAUCAAAUCUCAUGGGACUGCAGAACUCAUUCGCCCUCAGAAGUUCUUUGAAAGUAAUGAAGUUGAAGAAGAAUCGGAAGAUGACGAAGAUUAUAUUCCUUCUGAGGACUGGAAGAAGGAAAUAAUGGUUGGCUCCAUGUAUCAAGCUGAAACGCCGUCAGGAUUGUGUAAAUAUAAAGAUAAUGAAAAAGUGUAUGAAAAUGAUGAUCAGCUACUGUGGAACCCUGAAUUUCUUCUGGAAAACAAAGUUGUAGAGUUUUUAUCCGAGGCUUCAAGACGGACAGGAGAGGAGAGGGGUGUGGAUGCCAUUCCUGAAGGAGCACAUAUCAAAGAUAAUGAGCAGGCCCUGUAUGAGUUGGUGAAGUGUGAUUUUGACCCUGAUGAAGCCCUCAGAAGACUAAGGUUUAAUGUGAAAGCUGCAAGAGAAGAGUUGUCUGUCUGGACAGAGGAAGAGUGUAGAAACUUUGAACAGGGCUUGAAAGCCUAUGGGAAAGAUUUCCAUUUAAUACAAGCCAACAAGGUGAGAACGAGGUCCGUAGGUGAAUGUGUGGCCUUUUACUACAUGUGGAAGAAGUCUGAGCGGUACGAUUUCUUUGCACAGCAAACUCGACUCGGCAAGAGGAAAUAUAAUCUUCACCCCGGCGUGACGGAUUACAUGGACCGUCUGCUGGACGAGACGGAGAGCGCUUCCUCCAGCAGGGCCGCCUCGCCGCCCCCCACCGCCUCCAGCAGCAGCACCAGCCACUCGGAGCGGGACGACGGGCUCAACCACAACGGCGUGAGCAGUGUUGGAGCUGGAACGUACCCGUCUGUGCAGCUCCUGGGUGUUGGGAGUGAGGUCAAGAGCGAAGGUCCGGUCCAGUCGAACGGCCCUGCCCACAUGCACGCCUCGUCGGCCCAGGAUUCCAACGGCUGCGACCCCUCUGAGAUGCCCAGCUCCAAUGGCAACGGGGCGGUGGGGCUCCAGAAUGACUGCCAGGUGUAUGAGCCACUUGCCAAGAAGUGCCGGACUGAUGGCGAACCUCUGGCUGAGCUGGAGGCCUCCCGGGCAAAGGAGGACUGAAGCAGCACACACACACACACACACACGCGCACACACACCAAAUCCCAGACCAAAUUCAGAGCCAAGAUGGCAGGCAGCACUCUGAUUGUACCCAGCACAGUGGCCUCCCUCAAACUCUGCCCCCAACCCAACCCAACCCAACCCAACCCCCAAACGUAAAGCAAAAGAGUGGAGAGGACAGAGGGCAGCUCACAUCACUCCCGUUUGUUUAUAUCAUUCAGACCCUAUCUUCCAGGGACUCUCCACACAGGAUGGAAGGAAAAACAAAAAACUUUUUUUUCUCUGUUUGUAUGGAAAAUUGUCUGUAAUAUUUUUAUAACUAUAUAUAAAUAUAUAUCUAUAUAUAUGUAUAUAUAUAUACAUAUAUAUAAUUUAUAUUUUCUAUAAAAGUAUAAGUGGUUCACUUGCUGUCAAAGCCAUUUUAAGUUGGGAGGGGGAGUGGGAGUGACAUUUGUGAGGUUAACUUGACUCUGCUACUGAGGUCUAACUGUGGAGAGUUCAGGCACAUGAAGAUGCACUUUUAUUCUUUUGGUGUUCAUAUUCGGAAUGAAAUGGGUGAGAUCAUGUUAUUGAACACAUUUAUGGUAGUUUAUAUAUAUAAAAAAAUAACUUAAAGAGACUUAGACCUGCAACCCAUUAUGUUUUUAAAUAAGCCAGCAGGGGUAUCCCUAAGGUUUGUUAGGCAGUAUUUGACAUCAGUGAUGUCUCUUAUCAAAACACAAUAGUCAGCACACUAGCUCUAUUUUUUAAUAUUCCUAGCUUUCUCUGGCUUUUUCUUAACACUUGUUUCUUUGUGUUAGAAAAGCAUGUAUAACAUGUACUUGACAUGUAAAGUUUGUAUAGAUUUCUUAACUUGUACAGAUCUUUUUGGGGUUUUUUUUGAUAACCACACUGUAAAUCUGUCUUUGUUCAUUGUCUUUUGUUGAAAUGCCCGCAAAACCCAUCAUCAAGAAAGGACAUAUUCAACUGGAUCUUAACAUAUGAGAUAUUUCCUCAGUGAAACAGACGGCUGAAUGUUGGACAUUUCCAAGCUGCAAAUGACUGUAUUGCAGUGGCGUAUGCCUCGUGGGCCUUACUGGUCUGAGCUUUUCUUGCAGUUACAUUGUUGACCAAAUUAAGGAUAGAUAGACCUGGUGUAAAGAUGAUCAUUACUCCUACUGAUUUAAUGCUGGAAUCUGAACUGGUUUCCUCAAAGCUUGUUGUGUGAAUACUACUUCAUGCAUGACUUGCUUUGUUGUUGUUCUUUGUCUGUUGUGAAGCUGAUUUAGGAGUACUAAACUGUCAGCAAUACUGCUACAUGAAAUUAUAUUUGAGAGUUGAACAAGAAACUAAACACAUUUUAAACAAAAUUCUCAGAUUCUAGUGUUAAAUAAUUUGUUGUACAGCCAGCUCUGCUUUCCUCUGCUGUAAAUGUCCAAGUUCAAUUUAAUUUCUCCAUGUUGACAUCAGUAAUGUACUGUAUUUUUUUCUUGGAUUUUACCAUUUAUCAUAUUAAUAAAAAAAGGUUUUCCAGGAAGGUCA
Molecule: messenger RNA, 3117 nt
Organism: Sardina pilchardus (European sardine)
Lineage: Eukaryota; Metazoa; Chordata; Actinopteri; Clupeiformes; Clupeidae
Gene: mier1b
Product: mesoderm induction early response 1b, transcriptional regulator
Exons: 13
Coding region: 85-1596 (503 amino acids)
Biological process (GO): negative regulation of transcription by RNA polymerase II
Cellular component (GO): nucleoplasm
Molecular function (GO): histone deacetylase binding; transcription corepressor activity
Source: RefSeq, a predicted model, not a curated record